This is a messenger RNA of Alternaria burnsii, 948 nucleotides long. RefSeq names its product mitochondrial glycoprotein. The record is from RefSeq and is a predicted model, not a curated record. Gene Ontology annotation, biological process: cytosolic ribosome assembly. NCBI's taxonomy places the organism in Eukaryota, Fungi, Ascomycota, Dothideomycetes, Pleosporales, Pleosporaceae. Bases 1 to 948 code for a protein of 315 amino acids. Gene Ontology annotation, cellular component: mitochondrial matrix. The transcript has 4 exons.
AUGAUGUCCCUAAGGAACCUCGCCCGCAGCGCCCCGCGGUCUGCUACUCGUUUCUCCACCAAAGCCGUUCGCCCGCAAUCGUCACUGCGACAGGCUUUCCAGCCAGCAGCAUGGGCCGCUCCAAUUCCUCGUCUCACAGCAUCUUUCUCCAUGUCGGCAGCAAGGAGAGAGGACUCUGGUACCAAUGAGGAACUCGUCGCGAAGCUUCAGAGCGAGAUCUCCAUGGAAGAGGGCAUGAAGGAGGACGAAGACCUUUCUCACAACAUCAAGGAGUACCUUGAGAACAGUCCUUUUGAGAUUGAGGACAAGGCCGGCAACCAGGAAGUAGUCCUUACCCGCACAUUCAACGACGAGAAGAUCCGAAUCACCUUCACCACCGCCGACCUCAACAGCAACCUGCCCGGUGAGGACAUGGCCGACGACAGCGCCAUGUACGACGACGCCGACAUGGACGUACAGUCUGGUGGCGCCAACACCAAGGGUGCCAUCAACCAGGGCAGGACACAAGAUGGAAACCUUCGCGUAGCCCCCGAGGACCGCAUUGCUCCCGCCGACCGUGAAGAGCUCGAGGACGACUAUGAGAAUGACGGCGAACAGCAGGGCUUCCCUGCUCACGCCAGCAUCCGCAUCGAGCGUCCCGGCAAGGGUGCUCUUGCCAUUGAGGCUACCGCCCAGGACGGUGACUUCCUCAUCGAGGACCUCUACUACUUCCCGUCCGCUGAUCUAGCCGACCCCGCCACCGCUGAGAAGGACUGGUCAAGACGCGCUCUCUACACUGGCCCUCCUUUCAACAACCUAGACGAGGACCUCCAGAUCCUCCUUGAGAAGUACCUUGAGGAGCGUGGCAUCAACACCCGCCUCGCACUGUUCAUCCCCGACUACAUUGACCACAAGGAGCAGAAGGAGUACAUCAAGUGGCUCAACAACGUCAAGAACUUUGUCGCAUAG